Messenger RNA from Cucurbita maxima (winter squash), 2100 nucleotides. RefSeq names its product RNA-binding protein with multiple splicing 2-like. Bases 58 to 1059 code for a protein of 333 amino acids. The transcript has 9 exons. Lineage: Eukaryota; Viridiplantae; Streptophyta; Magnoliopsida; Cucurbitales; Cucurbitaceae. The record is from RefSeq and is a predicted model, not a curated record. Gene Ontology annotation, molecular function: mRNA binding.
UUGGAGGAGAAUUUUGAUAGCUGCUUGCUCACUAUCCUUUACUCUGGUUGAUUGCGCAUGGCCGGUACUGGAAUCCACCCGUACCACCACCAAUGGUCUGCGGCGGCUGCCCCUCCGCCUCCGCCACAAGCCACUGCCAUCGCUCCUCCUCCUAUUCCCUAUCCCCAUCCUUCUCACAUCCUCGUCGACAACCCUGCCCGUCAUGCCUCCGAUGAGGUUCGAACUAUAUUUCUAACAGGUCUUCCGGAAGAUGUGAAAGAGAGAGAGCUACAGAAUCUUCUCAGAUGGUUACCUGGUUACGAGGCUUCGCAAGUAAAUUUUAAAGGUGAAAAGCCUAUGGGCUUUGCUCUCUUCUCCAACGCUCAGCUUGCUAUUGCUGCGAAAGACGCCCUUCAGGAUAUGGUUUUUGAUGCGGAGUCUAAGUCAGUGUUGCACACGGAGAUGGCCAAGAAAAAUCUUUUUGUUAAACGAGGCAUUGUUGCUGAUGCAGAUGCUUAUGACCAAAGUAAACGUUUGAGAACUGGUGGUGAAUAUGCCCACACCGGGUAUUCGAGCCCAUCACCAUUUCAUGCACCUCCACGUCCUAUUUGGGGACCUCACGGGUAUAUGGCUCCACCUCCUCCUCCAUAUGAUCCAUAUGGAAGUUACCCUGUUCAUCCUGUACCUAUGCCUGCUCCUGCACCUGUACCAGCACCUUGCAGCUAUGUGCCUGUUCAGAACACAAAAGAUAAUCCUCCUUGCAAUACACUGUUCAUUGGCAAUCUGGGGGAAAAUGUAAAUGAAGAGGAGCUCAGAGGUCUUUUUAGCGUACAACCGGGAUUUAAGCAAAUGAAGACUCUGAGGCAGGAAAGGCAUAAAGUCUGUUUCAUUGAAUUUGAAGAUGUGAACACUGCCUCCAAUGUGCAUCAUCUUUUGCAGGGUGCUGUUAUUCCUAGUUCUGGCUCUGUGGGCAUGAGAAUACAAUUUUCGAAGAACCCGUUUGGUAAACGGAAAGAUGCUACCUAUCCUGUUUCUGCUCCUGGGGCCAAUGGAAGUCCACAUGCUAUGGCAUACCAAUAGCGUGAAGGGGAUGUACUCUGUUCUUUUUGCUUCGACAAAUUCAAGCACUAGAUGAUAGGAUGCAUCUUGCAGCAGUUGCAUGCAUCCAUGAUCCAUUUCAUAUCAAGUCAUCAGCAUUUUCAUCUCCAUGGGAAUGAUUGCUCAUAUUGGUGUCACAAGCAUUCCAUUUGGAAGCAUGUUACUAAUGUAGUCCCUAUUUGUGACAUGCAUUUAUCAGAACUUAGAAGAUUUAAGUAGCUGGAUUAUUUGUGGGGUGUGUGCUGUGCAUUGGUCCUAUCCUGUUUUUUUUUGGUUGUGUAUGAGUAUGUAGCUAUUUAUCUAAAUGGAUUUCUUGAUUUAUUAAGAGCAUCCACAUGUAAGGUUCAGUCAUUUCAUCUCACCUUUCGCAAUUUCAAGUCGGUAGGGGUUCCAUAUCAUGGUGCAACUCUGGUAUAGGAAUGUAGGGCACAUAGGCCACCAGACAACGCAUCAUGCCAUUAUUAGCUUAAUCAUUUACUUGAUCAUCACGACCACAUCAUUAGCUUAAUCAUUUACUUCAUCCACCAAUUAAUUCAUGAUGAAUUAUUCACAUUCAAGCAACUAAGGCCUUUGUUUCUUAAGCAUCAAAGAAUAUAGUUUCAUUUACAUACAGAUUCCGAAUUGAAUUGACCAGGCCGCUAUGCGUUUGAGGUUCAAUUUCAGGUGCUAUCUGAAGUUCUUUUUUCUAGGCUUCUGACUGUGCAAGACCCCUCAUGGAGAUGACGCAGAUUUAUAGAGCCAACUGGACCAUGAUUCAAACAACCAUUUCGAUCCACUGCUCUGCUCAUCAUUGUUGAGUUUGCUGGAUGCAUACCUGGCUUGGCUGCAAAACUGGAGGAAAUUGAUGCCUUGGAAGAAAGGUAUCUAAGAUGAACUUAUUCUUGCUUAGGUUUGCCAUUCUAAUUUUUUCAUGGAGUUGUCAUUCUUCAAACUUCUAUCUUGUUGACUUCAAGUGUUUUAGAACUGUUUGGUCGUACAAUCUCCUAGACUUAUAAUUAUUACCCUCUGAUAUGAGCUUGGAGA